AUGAAGAGAACAAAUAGCCGCAAUCAAUAGAAUUCAUUGCCCGCCAGCAACAACAAUUCUUCAGCAGCUAACAACAAUAAUUAGCUGGAACAAAACCCCUAUUCGAAUUAGUAUGUGAAUCAGAGAUUCAAUCAGACUUCAAAUCCUCAAUAGAAUCAGAAAUUCGGAGGUAAUUAGCUCGCAAAUAAUAAUGGAGGAUAUAUCUCAAGACAACAAGCAACUAAUAGAAAUGAUUUAUACAAAGCAAGCACCCAGCAAAGAGAGGAAAUAUCUGAGUUAAUGGGCUAAAUUGACAUGCCCGAUGAGUCCCUAACCAUUUCUAGUUUGAGCUAGUCACCUUGGAAUGUUAAAAGACAUAAUAUGUCCAAGAGUCACGGGAAUCACGAGUAGAAUAGUACCAGCAAUGAUUAAGAGAGUGUCUUGGAAAAAAGUGAACUCGAGGGUACUUACGAAGAGGACAAAAGUUUGCAGAUAACUCGGCGCCAAAAUUAGACAAAUUACAUUGAUGAUGAAGAAGAAGAGGAUUCCUAGACCUAUUACAAUGACAGCUAGUUAGACUAAGAUCAAACACAGAGCGAUAUGGAUCAUAGCAGGAUAGACAAUUUCAAGCGGAAACUCAAGCAGUCCAGAAAUGAUGAAGAUGAUAUUGAUCACAAUGGGGGAAAGCACUAAAAUGGCAGAAACUCUCCAGACUUCAAUAGGUUUCAAGCUAGAAAUGAGAUGAACAACACCAAUGAUGGAGAUGACCUGACAAUCUCUAACACGGUGAUUAGUGCUUCUAACACAACCUACAGAGGAGCUGAUAGAUCUAAUUCCAGAAGGGCUGUCUAGAAUAGAACUUUUGCAGAUUCAGUGUAGAUACACCAAAAUCAACUAACAUCUUCAUCCAAUAACAACACUCACAGGAAUAACUAUUCUAGUAAUCAGGAAACGCACAGAAGCAGCAAUACUAAUUAAAUGAAUCAGAAGAACAAUAGAACUAUGCAGUAGCAAAGAAAGUUUGGAAGGAAUAGGAGAGCUAACCAAGAUGAUGGUCAUCUCGUUACUUCUGAUGAUAAUAUGAGAAGUGAUGAUUCUGAAAAUGAUGAUAUCAACAACAGGAGAAUUUAAGAAAGAAGUGAUGAUGAUUACGAUGAAGAUGAAGUUUCACCAAAUGACAUUCACAGAGGAAAGAACUAACGAAGAGCCCGUCAUCAUCACACAAAUGACGAUGAGCAAAACUUAGAUUCAAGUGAGUUUUCAAAUCUUGACUCCUUCACUCAAACCUAAUAUUCAAAAUGGUCUAGAAUGGACAAGUCCAAAAUGCUGCCAAAGAUCAAGGGAGAAAGUCUAGACCUCGAUGAUAAUGUCUCUAGAAGUCCUAAUGUCUAGAGGUUUAGAAAUAUGGAGGGAGAAGAGUCUCUAAGUCUUACUCCUCAGAGCAUUGAUGGAAAGUGGAACUAAAAGAGCAUGGUUGCUAACAGAGCUAUCAACCGAACAGUAACUCAAAAUGAAGUCAAGGUCAACAAGAUUUAGACAAACUUCAAUUAAAUGCUUAAUAAUAACUAAAAUAUCAAUACGCUUAAUAUGACUGAACUCGGUGGCAGAUCAUCUUAUAAUGCAACUUAGGUGCUUUUUGGGAAUAAGCAUUAGAUUUAAAGAGACUAGGAACUUGAGCGAGCACUUGAAGAGGAUUCAUAGAACCAAACUCUGAAUAAGACAACUCUCACUAAUUCAAAGGGGCUUAAAGAAAAUAAACAAAUGUCAAAUCCUACUGGAUCUGGCAAUCAUAACAGAGAAGAUUUCAAAAAAUUGAAGUAUGAAUAUACCCAGCUUAAUAUAGAAGCUUAAAAGAAAGAAGCUAUAAUUUAGGAUGUAAGAAAAACAUUAUCAUUUAAUAUUUUACUAUAGUUGGCUGAUUAAUUAGAGUAAAAUGAAUAAGAAAAGAACUAACUCAGAUAGCAUGCAUUCAAUUUCGAACAGUAAUAUAGGGACAAAGAAGAGCAUAUUUAGCUGCUUUAAUAAACAUACAGAGACAGCUCUUAAUUGCCAUAACUGAGAGGCAAGAUACUGGAGCAAGCCAAAAUUGAUAUCAGAAAUCAUCUCAAGACUAUCGAAAACAAAAACAACUAGAUCUAUUAGCUUGAAAACUAUCUCUAGCAAAAGGAAAAAGAGGACAAGUGUCAAUAUGAUGUAUAGAACCUUGAGAUUAAGAAACUAAUAGCAGAGAAUGACUCUUUGAAGAUUAUGAAUGAGUAACUUAAGCGGCAGCUGAAAGGUAAUCAAGAUGAAAUCGGUAAAUUUCAAAAUGAAAUCAAUAGAAUGCUUUAAGAGUUUGAGAAAGAGAGGUAGGGUUUGGCUUAAGAUUACCAGUUGAGGAUUAAGAAUUCUAACAAAGAGUUAGAAAAAGUAUAGUAAGAGCAAGAGAAGAUAAUGGCUAAUCAGCUAGCUCAAAUCAAGUAGUUAUAAAAAGACGUUAAAAAGUUUGAAAGCUAAAGUUAUGAAGAUUCUUAGAUUAUUAAGAAGAAAGGUCAAGUGGUGGCAGAUAUUGAAAGGGAUAAUGAAAGGAUUAACUAGGAAAUGAAUAGCUUCAAGGAAAGAUGUAAGGAGUUAGAGUAGGAACUAGACAUCUUAAGAGGCACUGAAGCUCCAUCUAUCUUCGGUAACUAGUCAGUAUCGUAUGCUGGUAAAGCUAACACUACAAUUAGUGCAAUGAACACUACUAAAAACUAUGACUUUGAAGUAAAGAGAAUGAAGGAUAUGUUCAUAUAGUAGUUAAACAAAGCUAAAGAGGAGUCUGCAAAGUAUAGACAAUAAAAUAAAGAUCUUGAGAGUAGAAUUAAGUUGCUUGAAGAGGAGAACUCUAAGAAGUAUCAGCAAUCAAUCACACAGAGUACUGAGCAAUUAGAACAGAAUUAGAAAACAAUUAAUAAGCUUAAUAAAGUUAAUCAAGAACUACAAACCUAUAAAUAGUUAGAGUAGGAUAUCAAAGAUACUUUCAGCAUCUCUGAAAAAGAAGAUCUCCGAAAUAAGUUAACAUUGAUAAGCUAGGAACUUGAAAUGAAAUCACUAUUAGAAAUAGAGCUAUAAAAGCUUCAAAAUUAACUGAAAGAAGCAUAAUUAAGGGAGCAAAACAUGAUUGAAAAGACUAACCAAGUCAAAAACAGUCAAGUUAUUCCUAAAUAAUCCGAUACUAUGAGCAACUUCACCAAGAAUUUACUUCUGAGUAAGGAUAAAGAGAUUGAAUCCUUGAGAUUUUCAGGUCAAAAGGAAAAAGAUGAGAAGCAAAGAUUAGAAGAUGAACUUUGGCAACUCUAGGGAGAACUAAAGUAAAUCACUCUUGGAAACAAGGAGUUAGAGUCAUAGCUUGAUGAAAUGAAUAAAGAACUGAUCAGAGUCAAGGAAAGCAAGGAGAAGUCUGAUAAGAAUGUUGAUGAGCUUAAGGAAAGACUUAGAGUAAUGAUCAGAGAAUAGCAAGAGCAGAGUAUUAUAGCAAAGCCAUAGUAAAAACGAGAUCAGUAUCUUGAUGAGAUUGAGAGAAAGAAAUAUGAUGAACUCAUAACAAUGAUUCUUGAACUUGACCUAGCAAUUGAUCCACUAGCCUAAGCUAACCUAUCUCUGCAGGAGUCUUUUAUAGAUGAAUAUGAGUAAGCCUCUAAGCAUUUGGAAGAAUAGAAACGACUUGUAAUAGAUCUAAUUGAAUAAUUAAAUAAGGACUUAGCUAGCAAGACUGAAUAAUUUAAAUCUAUUGAGAAUGAUGUUAACUAGAAGCAGCAGCAAGUAGACUAAUUUAGGAGAGAUGUUUUUAGACAACAAGACUUAGUCAAAGACAAAGAAAGAUAAAUAGAGAUUAUUCAAACUGAGUAACAAGAACUGCAUAAAACAUGUGAGAGAAUGGCUGUGCAGUUGAGGGAGGUUGAAGAACAGAAUGCUAAAUUAAGAGCAGACAAUGAUGAAGUCAACAUCAACUUUAGAAAGAUGAUGAGAGCUUAAGAUCAUCUUCACAAAGAUACUAAGUCGAAAUUGCAGAGUGCCAAGUAAACGAUUGACUGUUCUGAUAAAUCUAAUACUAUUGAUGUUGAAAGAAUCAUGAUGACUUAUGAAGACUAAAUUUCAAGACUAUAAAGAUAGCUAAUGAAUAAGCAAAUUUCAAGCAAAGCUACUAUUGAAUCUAAGGAUCAUUACAAGGUUGAAUUCAUAGAAACUCUAGAUAAAUUAAUAGAUAGUAACUCAAAAAUCCCUACAUUUAAUGACUUAGCUCUCUAGAUAGCUUAAAGAAUCGAUAAAGUUAGAUAAUAGGAGAAGAUAAAAUACAACACUAUUAGCUAAUCAAAUGAAAUUUAAUAUCAUACCAACCUUAAGCAGUCUUAAUUCUCUCUUAAUCCCAAUAGCACAGCUAAUGAUCAUUCUAAUAACAAGUUUAUAGAAGUAUUUAAGCAGGAAAUUGAUAGUGCAAGCAAUGAAGAUGAAUUAGCACAAUCCAUUAAUAAGUGGUUAAAGUCAAGUGGUUAGAAUCUUCAAUAGCAGCAAUAGCAGUUCAAAAACUUCUUUAAUGUCGAUGAUUAAAAUAGCUUGAUGCUAAGUGAACUAAUCACUCAACAAAAUGCCAAGUCUCACUAUGGUCCUUAAGAAAAUGAUCUUCUGAAGUAGCAAGAUGAUUUAAUCAAGGAUUUGAAUCUCAAAAUUCAGGAAUACGAGUCCUAAAUAGUUAAGCACUAAAAUCAAAUUAAAUUCCUAGAAAAAUAGCUACAGUAGACUUAAGAAGAAUUAACUAAGAAGGAGUCAUCUUUGAAGGAAUCAGAGGAAAGUUACACUGCCAAGUUCAAUGAUAUUGAGGCAGACUAAAAGAACAGAAAUCAGUAAAUGUGGAAAGAAAUAGAGUCUUUGAAAGAUCAGAUGAGGCAAGAAUUAAUGGCAAAGAGUGAGAAACUAGACCUCGAGUAUGAUGAACUAGAAAACUAAAAGUCUAAGCAAAGAGAUUAGCUAAUGAAACAACAGUAAGAGUAAGAAAGAUAGUUCUAAUAAAGAAUUGAAAACUAUGAGAAUGAAGUUAAACAAAAGCUUAAAUUAAUUGAGGUUGAUAUUAAGUCAGGAUGUGAGAAAACAAAGGAAGAGUAAAUAACCAAUCUAUGCAAGCAGCUUGAAGACUAGUACCAAUCUAGACUAAAGACUCAGCAAGAUGAAUAUUAACAGUAGAUAUCAAUUCUAAAACAGGAACAUUAAUAGAAGUUAGAAGAGCUUAAGAGAUAAAAAGAAAGAGAAAUAAAGAAAUUGAAGGAGGAUAGUGAUAAAAUUAAGAAGUCUAAUGAGGAAAAACUUAAAAAGAUUGAGCAAGAGUAAACGAAUGAAAAGGAAUGCUGGGAGAGAGAAUAAAAAGAAAAGAUUGAGAUUAUCAAUGCCAAGUCUAAGAAAGACAUAAAGGCAGCUCAGGAUAAAGUAAGAGCAGAAAUGAGAAAUCAGGUGGAUUAAGUAAAGAAUGACAUGGCUAAACAAAAAGCUGAGUUUGAAAGAGAGAAAAAGAAGAUUAUAAGCGACUGUGAAAGUCAGCUCGAGCAACUUAAAAGGGACUUUGAGGAAGCUACUGAGAAAGAGCUUAAGAUUCAAAAAGAUAAACUCGAAAAGCUUCAUAAGAAGAAAAUGGAUGAAAGAAAUUAUGAAUGCUAAAAGAAACUAGAUGAAAUGGAAUUAGAAAUAACUGGCAUUAAGGAAUCCCACUUAGUUGAACUUAAGAAAGAAAGAGAGAGGCUAGAGCUUAGAAUCAAAGAGUAGAUCCGAGGAGAUGUCCGCAUCGAAGUUUAGUAAGAGCUUGAGGUAGAAUGGGGUGAAUCAUUAGAUAGAUACAGAGCAUAGUAGCAAACUGAAAUGGAUAGACUGAAGACUAAGUAUGAGGCAUUAAUAAGAGAAGAAAGAGCAAGCAUGCUACCAAGCCAGUAAUCUACUAUUGAUCUUAUCAAGAAACCAGUUGAUUCUCGAAAUGCUGAAAUAUAAUGUGAGAUUCAACCAAAAUAUGAAGACUACAACAAUGAAAAUUAGAAGAUGAACAGCAAUAUAAGUAUUCACUCUAAUAAUAACUAUAACUCUUAAGCUAAGUAAAGUCAAAAUUACAUAAACCAAAAUCAAUCAAACUUUAUCAAUAACUCUCUUUACGUUGAUUAACUUAAAUAAAACUUUGAGGAUGAACUUGAUAGGCAACAGCAGAUCUUUGAGGUACAACUAAUUAGCAAACAGUAAAUGAGUGUGAGAAUCUUCGAAGAGCUUUUGACCUUAGAAUUCGAUAAGAUUCUUCAGUCAAUUUACUUUAAAUCUAGCAAUACAAAUAACUCCCAGAUGGAUUUAGAUAUGAGAAGAAGCGAGAUAAACAAACUGAUUGCUGAUAUUUUGGCUAGAAAUGACGACAGAAAAGAAAGGUAAAUGAGAUCAAGCUUAGAGAAUAUUAAGAAAAAGGUCAGUGAAGUACUGAAGGUAUUUAAGACGGAACUAGAGAACAAACUUAACAAAAAAUAAGAUCAACUCAUAAAAGAGAAGGUUCUGUAAGAAAGAUUAAAGAUUCAUAACAUGAGUGAUAUCAUAUCGUAGUAAAAUCAAGCUAAUAUAAGUGAAAUACAAUCUACCUCUAGCUUGGCAGUGAAUGAGGAUUUUAAGUCUGACUACUAUAUCGAGUCUAAACCAAACUCAUAAUUGCCCACACCAAGAAUGCUAGAUAAUAAGGAGAAAAGGAACGAUUUCAGUGAUCUUAAGAAUCCCAAUCAUUUAUCAGAUGUGAAGAGAUAUGCUUAAGAAGAUAUCUAAGAUAACAAUAUCCUUAAAAAGAUUUAGCCUGUUCCAAAUCAAAACGGAGUGCUGGUCGUUGAGGUUGAUAAAGUAGUAAGAGACCUCAAGAUGCUUUAAUAAUCAAUCAAAAUAGCCAAAUUUUACAGAGUCUUACUUUCAACUGAUGAGUAAAGUAAAUAAUAAGAGAAUGGAAAUAACGAGCAGUAAUAGAUUCAAAAUAACGAGGCAACGCUAUAAAACUACAGAAAUCUAUUAAAUGAUCUAUUCAGAUUGAUUGCCAAGAUGAAUCAAGGAAUUGAUCAAUUAACUAAGCAGAGUGAAGUCUAUAAGCUCAAGUUAUUGAACACUGAACUCAGAGAUAAAGUUAAUAAAAUUGAGAGUCAGCAAUAAAACAAUAAUGCCGCACUUCAGGUUGAAGAGAUCCUUAACUCCUUUUAAAAUGACAUCAUACUUUCAGAGUAAAGUAAAGAAUGCCUCCAGAUACUUGAGAACACUUAGUUCUUAAUAAACAAGCAGCAGUUUAAACUAUAUCAGCUUAUUGACUUGUUCCUAUCUGAAAACUAAGUAAACAUAGAUCAAUAAUCUAUUAAUGAAAGAUGUGAAGUCUAUUUAGACUAGAAUCCAAAUGAAAACAAUCAUCUUGAAUAACUGUUACAAUCAUCAAUGUCUCCUGGUAAAUUGAAUCCCAAUAGUCUGCAACCAGAGUACUUAUCACCAGAAUAAACUGCGCAACUUGUAGCAAAUGUAUUUUAAAGGCUUAAUCAAACCCAACUGUAAUCCACUAAAAAUUAAACAUAACUACACGGAGGUACUCAUUAACAACUAGACUCGUACCAAUCAUUCUUCAAAACAUUCCUAAGCAAUGAUGAUUAUGUGAGAAGUGCUGAGAACUUCAUCAAAAAGUAUAGAGAAUAGAUGAAUUUCACACAGUAGCAAUAAAACUUGAGGCUAAAUAGGACUAAUACGAUUCAAAAUUUACCUCUGCAAUUGAAUCAAGAUUAACUCAGAUAUCAAAACACUGGUGGAAUCAAUCAUGGCAUGCAUAGGUAGUACUAAUCUGUUUAAUUAAACAAUUUCAAUAACAAAAAGAGAAGUAGAAGCUAAACCAGCAAUGGCCAUACUUCUUCAGUGUAUACUAGUCAGCCAGUCAAUCAGUACCCGCUUCAAAUGAAUUCUACUUAGAAUAACAAUAACACUAAUCGUAAUCAGAACUAGGUAUCAAAUGUAUUUAGACAAAACUUAAUAGAUAUGUAGAAUACAAUUCAAACACAAAAUCCCAACAUAGGGGGUAACUCAAUUAUCAAUCAUCAGAAUUCCAACAUCCUAGUCAAAAUCAAACUAUAUCUCAAAGCUACAGUGGGAACCCUUUCCAAUCACAGAUCAUCUAUGAUUAUAAAUGGAUCUAAUGGGCCCUCAAGUGUUCUUCAAGUUGACUAAGCAGAUAAAGGUCCAAAAAAGAAGAAAAAAUCUCUAACUAAAAGCAUGUCCAAUGUAGCGAAGCGUUUGCUACCACCCUAAAAUAGGAAGAACAGCUUUUCAUCAGAGAGUCAAGAUGAAGAGGAGUCCGUCAAUAAGAGAAGAGUACUCGGCAAGAAUAAGAAAAUGAGCAAUAUAUCUGUAAUUCAUUUAUAAAUGCUAAUUCAUAUUAAGGGGUUAAUACCAGGGGAUUUAAGAAAUAUUAUGGAUGAUGGAGCAGACGAAAACGAAUUAUAUAAGAAGAAGAUGAAGCCGAAAAAGACAGAGAAGAAUUAAAUUGAAUAUUAAAUGAAUUCAAAUGUUAAGAAAAGUGAGGCAAAGGCGAUUACAAAUACUACUAAGCCUAGAAAAGAUUCAGACUAGUUACCUAAAGAACAUGUACCAUCUCCGAAAGUCCUAAAGGACUAGAAGGAAAUAAAGCAACGCAAAUCCAAAGUUAAUCAGCAAGGAACUUUGGGCUCAAACAGUGAAAAAUCACAGUAUAUUAAAUAGUAAAUGAAAAACCUAGUCAAAAAUUAUCUCAAUCGCUCUUAGACGCAAAUCGAUGAUACUUCCCCCAGACAUGACUUUGACAAGCAAAAUAUUGAGAGUUCCAAAAAGAAGUCUAAUUCAAAAGAGGAUAUUAAUAUCAAAAAAAUAUCAUACUUCAAACUUGACAAUAACAAAACUGAUCCAAUAAUAUAGGAUGAUAGCUUUAGUGAGGAGCAUAAAAAAGCAGUCUAACUGAAAAAGUUUAGAUUUUUGUUGAGAGUAAAUGGAGAUACUAGAAUAAGAUGGGAUCUAUUCGUUAUGAUACUCUCGAUAUGGAACUGCUAUUAAUUACCUUUUGAUGUGGCCUUUUAGCCUUAUAUUUUUCAGCAUCUAUCAUUCACUCUACUCAACAACUUUAUUGACAUUUGCUUUGGAAUCGAUAUUCUUCUUAAUUUCAGGACUACUUUUCUUAAUAGAUAGACUGGUGAUGAAAUCUCAAAAUCAUAGCUGAUCGCUAAAGAAUAUUUGAAGUCCAAAUUUUGGAUCGAUAUGAUGGCUACAAUUCCUUUCGAUUAGAUUUUCUUAGGAAUACUGAACUCGCAAGUAGCUUCAAAGCUCCAGCUGUUUUCUAUGCUAAAACUCUUAAGAGUUUUGAGAUUAAGCAAAAUCAUUACUUACAUGAAUGCUACUGAUGAGAUUAAACUCUCUCUGAAGCUAUUCAAAAUGCUGUUCUUUUUAAUCAUGUAUCUGCAUUGCUAAGCCUGUGCAUGGUUUUAUAUUGUGUCAGUUGAUUAGAGGUGGACACCACCAGUUUAUAUGAUUUAUGACUAGAAAGAUUUUUAUCAAGAGGAUGUUUCAAGCCAAUAUUGGGUAUCGUUUUACACUUCAUUAUUGAUACUUUAUGGCGGAGAUUAAUCUCCUUUAGGCAAUUACUAAUUCGCUUUUCUCUCACUAGCUUAUAUCACUGCUGCAAUGAUUAAUGCUAAUAUAUUAGGAACUAUAGCAGUGAUUAUCUAGACUAUGAAUAGAAGAGCUAGUAGGUUUCAAGAAUAGAUUGAUAUAGCUAACACCGCAAUGAAAAAUAUGAAACUGCCAGAAGAGCUUUAAAGAAAAGUUCAGGAAUUCAUGAUGUAUACUUAGAGCAAUCUGGACUAUCAGAAAUAAUUAGAUAUGUUUCUUAACAUGAUAUCACCUAGUUUAAGACUCUAGGUAACCUAGCAUAUCUUUCUUAAUGCCAUCAGUAAGAAUGUAAUCUUUAAGGGUAAUUAGGAGCUAAUAAGAUUUGUAGUUCAUAACAUCAUCACACUACUAUACCUGCCAGAAGAUAUCAUUAUUAGGCAAGAUUCCAAGGCUCAUCAUUUAUUUUUCCUUGCUUAAGGUACUUGUGAAGUUUGGGUGAGAGAUCAAUACAAGAGAGAGACGUUUGUUAGAAAUUUGGUCUAAGGAGUAUUAUUUGGAGAAGUUGGUCUCAUAGCCUAAGUGAAGAGGACAGCUUCAGUAAAGAGUAAAAACUAUUGUACUCUAGCUGCAUUGGUUGAGGAGAACUUUUAUGAUCUUUGCUAGUAGUUCCCUGAUGUCUUCUUUAAGAUGAAACAAGAAACUAAAAAGUACAAUGACAAGUGGAAGACUUUCUAAAAGAAACUUAUCUCUAGCAUUGAGUACUUUAAUCCACUCUCAGAUGACACUAAAGAAGAACUCUAUUACAAGCUUAGUUAGGAGUACUUUGAAAAAGAUACAGAUAUAUUUAACCAAGGUGAAUAGUGUGAAGCUCUGUACUUUAUAGUAGACGGUGAAAUAGACCUGAUCAUUUAACAAAAGGAAGAUGAAGAAGAGGAACUACUGCUUGAUACUCUGUAUACAGGGUGUUCAAUAGGCGCAUACUCUCUAAUAUCUUAGAUUAAGUAUCCCUAUUCAGCUCGAGCCAGAAAUGAUGUUACACUACUGGUUUUGACUCGAGUAGACCUUUAUGAAACAAUUGAUGUGAUUGAGGAGCUUAAUUAUGCUCUGUGGGAUGCCUAGGAAUUUAUCAAUAAUAAUGGGGUGCCCGUUUGUGACUAUACUAUUUACAGAGCUCUUUGGAGAACUAAUAAAGACAACCUCACUCCUAUUUAGAAGUUUAAGAAUGCAGUUAGACGAAUCAAAGUGCUAAAUUAAAGGAAUAAGGUGAAGCACAUCAAGUUUCUGGACUUGCUAAACAAGCUGAGAUAAAAUGAAAACAAGCCUGUGUUUAAUCCGAAGAUGAAAUCGACGAAGAAGCAAUCGUUGACACUGAGGUCCAACUAUCUAAAAUCUCAUUUGUCUCUGGCACCAUUUAUAUCCAAGAAUCUUAUUCACAAGAUCAAGAAUAAAACUGCUGAUAAUGGGAAUCAGAUAACUUACAGAAAUAUACAAGAACCCAAUAGCACACGUCAAUAUUCCUACGUCAACAAAUUAACCUUGAAAAUAGAGAGUUUAUCGGAUCAUAUUAAAAAGUAAAACAAGCAGAUGAUAACUAUGCAGAGGCUUUUUAAUUAGAAGCUAAACAACAUCAUUGAUAAGAGAUCAUCCAGAGAUGUCAGCAGUUACAGCUCAGCCUUGAGAACUGACGAUGAUGUGGGUUCAGAUCGUAUAGGCAGUGAGAGAAGCAAAAGGCGAAGGAACUCCAAAGGAAGAGUCAGAGUCAACUUAAAUAGCGGAGGCUAGAACACUUCAAGAGAAAAUCUAUCAAAUCAAGGCACUCAGAAGAAGCCGAGAGACAAUUUACUCAUGCCAGUUAAGAAUCAAUCAACCAACAAGUAUAAGCAGAAGUUCAAGAUAAUGAAUAAAUAAGAAGAUGAAGCACGGCAGAAGGAAAAGUUUAAAAGCUUACAACUAGACUCACUCAGGAAGAAUCAUAGCAACAUGUCUAUUGAACAGUAGAAGCGGUCUCUUAAUUUGCAUUCAGACCAAGAAAAGAAUAACGAGGAGAUCGCACAGUAAUAGAAUCAUCUAUAGCCAACACCAACUUCAAAUAGAUAGCCUACUCGAUAAAGUUCAAUAAAGGCGCAAAAGAGGUACGAGGAGGUAGCUGAUCCUGAUCUAUGGGAGGAAACUGGAGCCACUAAUAUGAACUUCAACAAAGAGGAUAGCAUUGAUACCUCACGAAAAGAGGAAGCUAAGUAAAAAAUCAUUUAAAAUUAUGCUUAGAUGAGCAAAGAAAAAAGCAUGCCAAUAUCUAACUAACUCAGCUCUGCUUAAUCAGUAAGGAAAUAAGUUGAGGAUUUAAAAGAGCAAAGCACUCUGCCAUCCUAAAAUAGAGACCAAAUAACUUUGAAAAAGAAUAUCAGUGUGGAGCCAACUCUGAGCCAUCAAAAUUCAGCAAUCAGAGAUGCUAAAAGAUAGGAAGCCACCCAGGGUUCAAUAUCUAAGAAACUGUCAGAAAACAGGAUAGCAAGCAGAGGGUAGAUAUCUACUCGAGAUAAGCCUGAAUAUCAAACUACCAGAUAGAGAUUGCACUCUGACAAUAAUCAGAAAAUCUAUCCAGGAAUAUCAGAGCAGAACAGCAAUAGACAAAAACCUGAACCUUCACUCAGCAGUAAAAACCAGACAAUUUACAAUCAGUAUUCUAAGAACACUGCAGGGAUUAACUAUCUAGGAAGUAGUAAAAAACUAGAUGAGCAUAGAGGUCUCUCUAAUCAUUCAUAAAGAUCAUAAAAUAGCAGUAAAAGUCGAGGCAGUAACGCCAUUCAUGAACAAGAGUUAGUUGAUGAGUAUGUUAAAGAGCAUGGAAUUCAAGAAAGGAUUCAAAGUCAAAUUAGUUAGGCACUAAAUCACUAGAAAGAGGAAAAGAGCUAGAGAACUUAGAAUGAACUAUUGGAAUAGCAGCGCCACUUGUACCAGUAAUAGCAAUAAUAAAGACAAUAGUAGCAGAUGGAUGAACUCAGAAAAUAAUAGAUAAAUUAUGACUAGAGUAGAAGAACAUCAGAAAGCAGAGCAAACAUGCAAACUUCAAUAAAAACUCCAGAAAAAAAUAAAUAGUCACAGCAAAGUAUAUAAAACUAGAGUGCUUAAAACACUGCUUAAAAUAGAUAGCCUCUUCAGUAAAAGCCAUUAUAGAAUAAUAAUUCAGCUGUUGAAUAUAGCAAAAAAGAUUCAAAGCCAAGGAGAUCAGAGGAUUUAGAGAGGAUAUCCACUUUUAGUUUGAAACUUCAAUAGACUAUUCAAGAUAGCACAUAGGAUGAAAAGUAUAGUAAAAACAUGGCAAUAGACAGAAUGACAACCAAAGAGAUGGACAAACUUAUCAAUGAGGAGGUUGCUAUGAUGGCUAAAAAGAAGCGAAAGAAAUCGCUUAAGAAGGUAAACAAGCAAAUAGAGAUGAUGCUUGAAAAGCAUUUCCGUGAGGACGUGCUAAAUGACUCAAGAGAGUUAGAAAAUAUAGUAGAGGAAGAUGAUUCUUAAUCUGAGUACUACUAUGAAGAAACUUGA
Messenger RNA from Stylonychia lemnae, 13140 nucleotides. The record is from the annotation of a GenBank genome assembly. NCBI's taxonomy places the organism in Eukaryota, Ciliophora, Spirotrichea, Sporadotrichida, Oxytrichidae.